AUGAAACUGGCAACUGUAAGAUCUGCGGUACUUUCGUCACUCUUUGCAUCGCAGGUGCUGGGUAAGAUAAUACCGGCAGCAAACAAGCGCGACGACGACUCGAACUCCAAGUUUGUUAAGUUGCCCUUUCAUAAGCUUUAUGGGGAUUCGCUAGAAAAUGUUGGAAGCGACAAAAAACCAGAGGUACACCUUUUUAAGAGAGCUGACGGUUAUGAGGAAAUUAUAAUUACCAACCAGCAAAGUUUCUAUUCGGUGGAGUUGGAAGUGGGUACGCCACCACAGAACGUAACGGUCCUAGUGGACACAGGCUCCUCUGAUCUAUGGAUUAUGGGCUCGAACAAUCCAUAUUGUUCUUCGGAUACUAUGGGCGAUAGCCGGAGGCGUGUUAUUGAUAAGCGUGAUGAUUCGUCAAGCAGCGGAGCUUUGGUUAAUGAUAUAAAUCCAUUUGGCUGGUUGACAGGAACGGGCAGUGUCAUUGGCCCUACGGCCACGGGUUCAGGAGGGGGUUCAGGAACGGCAACUCAAUCCGUGCCUGCUUCGGAAGCCACCAUGGACUGUCUUGAAUACGGGACAUUUACCACUUCAGACUCUUCUACUUUCAAAUCAAACAACACAUACUUCAGUAUUAGCUACGGUGACGGCACUUUUGCCUCCGGUACUUUCGGUACGGAUGUGUUAGAUUUGAGUGACUUGAACGUUACUGGGUUGUCUUUUGCCGUUGCCAAUGAGACGAAUUCCACUAUGGGCGUUUUAGGUAUUGGUUUGCCUGAACUAGAAGUCACUUAUUCUGGCUCUACUGCAUCUCGUGGUGGAAGGGCUUAUAAAUACGACAAUUUCCCCAUUGUAUUGAAAAAUUCAGGCGCUAUCAAAAGCAAUGCGUAUUCUUUGUAUUUGAACGACUCGGACGCUGAGCACGGUACCAUUUUGUUCGGAGCCGUGGACCAUAGUAAAUAUACUGGCACUUUGUACACCAUCCCCAUUGUAAACACUCUGAGUGCGAGUGGAUUUAGCUCCCCCAUUCAAUUUGAUGUCACUAUCAAUGGUAUUGGGAUCAGUGAUUCUCAGAAUGGUAACAAGACUUUGACGACCACUAAAAUACCUGCCUUAUUGGAUUCCGGUACUACUUUGACCUAUUUACCUGAAACAGUGGUAUCUCUGAUCGCUGAUGAAAUAGGUGCACAAUACUCUUACAGGUUAGGAUAUUACGUAGUAACCUGUCCAUCUGAUGAUAGUACCCAAAUAGUGUUCGAUUUUGGUGGUUUUCACAUCAAUACAUCGCUCUCCAGUUUUAUCUUGAGUGCGGGCAAUACAUGUCUUUUAGGUAUCAUCCCAACAAGUGAUAGCACAGGUACCAUUUUGGGUGACUCGUUUUUGACUAACGCGUACGUGGUUUAUGAUUUGGAGAAUCUUGAAAUAUCCAUGGCUCAAGCUCGCUAUAACACCACAAGUGAAAAUAUCGAAGUUAUUUCAUCCUCCGUUCCAAGCGCCGUAAAGGCGCCAGGCUAUACAAAUACUUGGUCUACAAGCGCAUCUAUUGUUACUGGUGGUAACAUAUUCACUGUAAAUGCCUCGCAAACCGCUUCCUUUAGCGGUAAUGUGACGUCCAGUACCGCAUCCGCCACUUCUACAUCAAGUAAAAGAAAUGUUGGUGACCAUAUAGUUCCAUCUCUACCUUUCACUUUAAUUUCUCUUCUUUUUGCAUUCAUUUGA
Saccharomyces paradoxus is the source of this 1710-nucleotide messenger RNA. It is a transcript of the gene YPS1, whose product is annotated as aspartyl protease. NCBI's taxonomy places the organism in Eukaryota, Fungi, Ascomycota, Saccharomycetes, Saccharomycetales, Saccharomycetaceae. Gene Ontology annotation, molecular function: aspartic-type endopeptidase activity. Bases 1 to 1710 code for a protein of 569 amino acids. The transcript has a single exon. The record is from RefSeq and is a predicted model, not a curated record. Gene Ontology annotation, biological process: proteolysis.